Molecule: messenger RNA, 405 nt
Organism: Dioscorea cayenensis subsp. rotundata (Guinea yam)
Lineage: Eukaryota; Viridiplantae; Streptophyta; Magnoliopsida; Dioscoreales; Dioscoreaceae
Exons: 2
Coding region: 1-405 (134 amino acids)
Biological process (GO): DNA integration
Molecular function (GO): nucleic acid binding
Source: RefSeq, a predicted model, not a curated record
AUGAAGAAAGAGCUUUUGGCUAUUGUCUACGCCUCUGACAAGUUCAGACCCUACCUUGUCCAUUGGAAGUUUGAAAAGGUGAUGAAGAGAUAUGGAGUAACCCAUCGCGUCGCCAUUGCAUAUCACCCUCAAACCAAUGGUCAAGUUGAAGUUACCAAUGGGGAAUUAAAACUCAUUAUUGAGAAGACAGUUCAUCAGGGCAGGAGUGAUUGGUUGAAAUGGUUAGAUGAUGCUCUUUGGGCCUACCGAAUAGCAUAUAAGACAUCGACUGGGCAUACUCCCUAUCGUCUUGUCUAUGGUAAAGCAUGCCACCUACUUGUUGAACUAGAACAUCAAGCAUAUAGGGCUAUCAAGUUGUUGAAUUUGAAUACACAGGAAAUGCAGAGGAAAAGGAAUUUCAAUUGA